GUGUGUGUGUGAGUGCAUGAGAGUGUCUUUGUGUACGUGGGUGUUUGUGUCUACAUUUUGGAGGAAGGGCCAUUUCUGUCUGACAACAUUACAUUGCACACACAGUGCAGGCCGUUAUUGCUUAACUUCUCACUGAGAGGACAAGACAAGAGACAGACAGAGCGGCCACUAUUACAGACAACACUAAGAGCUACAAGAGCCGGCUGCGCCUCAAAAUGUCCGUUUGGAAGACCAUACACUGGUGGAUGUUAAUUUGUCUGCUCGAUCACAUUGAAGCAGGCGGCACAAAGAUCACCCUCCUCGGCCCUCGGACGCGUAUAGUCCUCGCGGGGCACGACCUCAAACUCAAUUUCAACAUUACAUUACCGCCGAACACCACCAUGGACAACCUGAGGUGCUACAACAGCGACGGGCAUGUGUACUCGUACAAAUCGAAAGAAGAGGAACAGGAGGUGCUGCUUCGCUUCACCGACAGCCGCCAGUCCGGCGUGUACCACUGCAAGUGCAAACAUGCCAUCGUGUACCUGGCCGUACUUGUGCGUGACAAGGGCUUUGAAGAGACGUACCACGGUCUAGGGGAUGAGGUCGUCGCCCCUGUGGCCAUCCUGACUGUGCUACUUGUCAUCUUCAGCACUCUAGGAUCUGUUUACAUAUGCAAGAGCCAGGCUGCUCAUGGAGACCAGGGUGACAGAAGCGUGAGGGUUGUCACAGGGAGGGCCAGUCAGGAAGGAGACUCUGGGGGCCAGGAAGGAAAUGAUGAGGAAGAGGCCGCUGACAACUCUGUGUACACGACCCUGGAGUCUCGCCCGGCAUCGAUUUAUGAAGUGUUGGAUCCAUCAGCGUCAAACAGCGGGACACAAUCAAAGAAAAAGAGCAAGAAGGGGUCAAAGAAAAAGGAUGAAACUGCUUCUGCAGAGGAUGGGAUCUUUGAAUCAGUCUAUGCGAAUCUGUGAUGAAUCACUGACUGUAACCUAGUCAGUCUGUUUCUAUUGUAAAAUAUUUAGACUGCCUUAUUAACCUUUUGGUCUGUUGUCAUUGUAUGUACAUUGUAAUCUCUGCUGUUAUACUGUGAAGUGAAACGUGUCAUUUCAUACCUGUGGUUUCAAGGUGCCAGUUGCUAAUAAAUUACAUCAACUA
Clupea harengus (Atlantic herring) is the source of this 1137-nucleotide messenger RNA. RefSeq names its product NFAT activating protein with ITAM motif 1 (gene nfam1). Gene Ontology annotation, cellular component: membrane raft. Gene Ontology annotation, biological process: B cell receptor signaling pathway; positive regulation of B cell receptor signaling pathway; regulation of B cell differentiation. The record is from RefSeq and is a predicted model, not a curated record. Lineage: Eukaryota; Metazoa; Chordata; Actinopteri; Clupeiformes; Clupeidae. Gene Ontology annotation, molecular function: transmembrane signaling receptor activity.